Thalassophryne amazonica is the source of this 1897-nucleotide messenger RNA. RefSeq names its product V-set and immunoglobulin domain containing 8b (gene vsig8b). The transcript has 9 exons. The coding region runs from base 100 to 1164 and encodes 354 amino acids. The record is from RefSeq and is a predicted model, not a curated record. Lineage: Eukaryota; Metazoa; Chordata; Actinopteri; Batrachoidiformes; Batrachoididae.
UGAGUUCCACCUGACAGCAAAAUAAGCUGCUCAACUGAAACCCUGCCAGAUAUCUGAGGACAUAUUUUGUGGAUUGUUUUGUACUCUAAAAGGCUUCUAAUGACGCCUGGGUUCAUGUGUGUGAGGAUGAAGGUGGCUGUGCUCUUACUAGUGACGCUUAGGUUGAGUACGGAGGCCAUGGAAGUGACCUCCUCAGGCCCACAGACCAUCCAAAAGGCCCAGGGUGAGUCGGUCACUCUCAAGUGUACGUACACGCCUGGAUCCCAAGACACCGGAGAGCUGGACAUCGAGUGGUCCAACGUCAGCCCGGACAUGACCCAGAAGGAUGUGCUGUUCUUAUCAUACACAGGCGGCCAGACACACUACUAUGACUACAUCUACCCCAGCUUCACCAAGAGGUUGAAGUUUACAUCAGACCCUAAGAUGGGAGACGCCUCCAUCUCCGUGUCCGACCUGACGAGCCAAGACACGGCUACCUACCAGUGCAAAGUCAAGAAAGCUCCCGGCGUGGACACCAGAAAAGUCACUCUGGUGGUGAUGGUUCGCCCGUCUGUGCCAAAGUGUUGGGUUGAAGGUGGUGAAGACAAAGGCAGCACCGUGCUCCUCCGCUGUAAAUCAUAUCAGGGAUCCACACCUAUGACCUAUGUGUGGACUAGGGACACUGGAGGUGCAAUGCCACAGACUGCAACACAAGACCCCCAGACCGGACAGCUUUCGAUAAAGAACCACUCAGACAGUAACGUUGGAUACUACACGUGCGAAGUGAGAAACGCUGUUGGCCAUGCACAGUGUAAAUACGCACUGCGUGCCUUGAACCCUGCCGACAGAGUGGGUGUGAUCGUGGGGGCGGUGAUAGGAGCUCUGUUACUGCUGCUCCUCCUCCUGCUCCUCAUCUGGCUCCUGGUUUGCUGUUGCCGUAAGCGUCGCUAUCAGAAGGAGGUCGCCAAUGAGAUCAGGGAGGACGCCCAGGCCCCAGAGAGCCGACCCACUAGCAGACAGUCCAGCCUCCGCUCGGUGAUGGGGUACCGCACGCACCACGGGGUGGAGUACAGCAUGGUGCAGGGCCCCGUGUCAAGUGUGCGCGAAAAUGGCAACAGCUCGAUCCGCACCGCAGGAAGCCACAGCAGACACAGCUAUGACCCCAAAUAUGGAUACCCCGUUUAAUUUAAACAGACUUUUACUUUGUAUAUAUAUAAAUGGUGCAAUAGAUUAUAUUUAAGAGGAAAAUAAUUCCGCCGUGAGGCCGCAUGAAGUGCUGGUGUAGGACGGCUCGUCUCAAAAUCUGACCUCUGCUCUCGGACAAAUCAAAAUGACCCAAACCACCCACUGUCAUCAUGCACUUAAACACAUCAUUGUUAUUAUAACCAGUGGAAUCAUAGUUUAAUUUUAUUACCCGAGUCAAAAUAUGGCCAUCGGGUCUUGCAAAAGCUUUGCAUCCGUCCCUCUGUCUGUGCAACUGUCUGUGAUCAGCAUCAGUCCAGCCCUAUUACUGGACUUAUAAAACUCACAUUGAACAUUCUUGGGACCUUGACCAUGGACAAGGUCAAAGAUGGCUAACCUUGACCUAUUCUAAGGGGUCAAAAGGUCACAUUCUGUUUCCUGUUUUUAUGCUCAUAUGGCCAAGGGUAUUUUAGCAUUGUUAUACUUUUCCAAUUUUAUUCCACUUUUAUAUGCAGAAACUUCUAUUCUGUGCAUUGCAAGUUCUUAUUACACCAACUUUGUAUGUAAUAUAUAUGGUUUAUAUAUAUAAAAAUAUAGUGGAUACCUUUUUUAUUAUUUUAAUACUUUUCCAUGACACGUCACUCAGUGUGCGUGUUUUGUUUUUUACAGUCAGCAGCUAAGCUAACUCCGGGUUUGAUCAGAAUAAAGUUUUUGUAUAUUUUUUGUUUUAUUUGGA